Messenger RNA from Drosophila ficusphila, 1603 nucleotides. RefSeq names its product homeotic protein ocelliless-like. Lineage: Eukaryota; Metazoa; Arthropoda; Insecta; Diptera; Drosophilidae. The transcript has a single exon. The coding region runs from base 19 to 693 and encodes 224 amino acids. The record is from RefSeq and is a predicted model, not a curated record.
CUCGCCAAUGUUGCUGUCAUGCAGCCAACAUACGGCAGCGGCAGCGGCGGCGGCAGCAGCAGCAACAGCGGUUGCCACAACGGUAACAACGGCAGUGGCAGCGGCAGCGGCAGCGGCGUCGGCGUCGGCAACAUUUGCAAUCAGCAGAUCAACAACUACAGCAAUAACAACAACAACGGCAGCAGCAGCAGCAAUCAUAUGAGUGCAGGCGGUUUCUUCGGCGGCAGCAGCAGCAGCAGUGGCAACAGCAAUACCGACUACUUGGCCACGCCGACAACCGCUUAUGCGACACCAGCGACUGCGGCAACAUCCACGGUGAACACAACGACGAUGCUGUCUAAUUACUGCGAUGCCGCCACCAUGAUGAUGGCCGCUGCUGCAGUCAAUGCAAAUCAAUGCCUGCAGCAACAUCACCAGCGCAUGUUGCUCGCGGGCAGCAGCAAUAGCAACUGCAACAGCAAUAGCAACAGCAAUAGCAAUAGCAACAGCAAUGGCACCGCAGCAAUACCCUCGUCGUCCUCGGCUGGUUCGCUGUCAUCUGCCUCAUCGACGCCAACAGCAACUGCAACUGCAACAGCAAUAGCAACAGCAACAGCCCCGCAGCAACAUCAUCAGCAGCAGCAGCAACAGCAACAAUCGCCGCCAAAUUUAAUCGAUAUCAGCGAAGUUCCUCUCAUUGUGGAUGUCAAGUAGUGUAAUUAUUUAUGCAUCUAGAAAUGGGGCUAUAAAACAACCUUGUAGAUACCCCGCCCCGCUCCAAAAAUCCUAAGACCCAAAACAAACAAAAAAAGGUUUAACGAAAAAUGUAAAAAAAAGAACAGGAAGAGCCGCGUAGCUUAAUUGAAUAAUUUUCCAUUUGUAGAUUUUUGUUGUAACUUUGUACAUAAUUCUCAAAAAAUCCACUUUUUCUCUAGGCCGCCCCAGCUGUGAGCCACAAAUCUCAGCUGACAUAUCCCAGAGAACUUGAAAAGUUUAAUCCAAAAAUGGCGGCAAUAACGUCUUUAUAUAUGAAUGUGUAUAAUAUUUAAAUGGCACUGAGUUCUACUUAAUUUUUAAACCACUAAAAUGCAAGAAAAUUGAUGAGAGAAAGAACACAAAGUGGAAAGAGACAUUUCCUUAGCCCUUUCAAAAGACAAAACAUAAGAUAGUUGAAAUAUUUAUAUAUGUAAUGUAGCAUAUACACGUAUAUACAUAUAUAAAUAUAUAUAAAUGAAACUCUACUCCCAGUGGUUUGCAGAAAUAUACCAAAAAUUUUAAGCUAUGUUUACUUGAUGUGUGGCAAUUUUUUAUGUGUGCUUUAGCAAUUUUAUUUUUACUUUAAGUAAAACUUAAAAUUAAAUUCGAUUCUCGACGGGUUUUUUUUCCGUAAGAUGCAUCUCAAAGAUGCCUCUUGGUUAGAGACCUUUUUCGUUGGAAUAUGAAUGCAAAAUUUAGCGAAUUUUUUAUUUAGUAACCAUUACGAGUAAAAACACAAAAUGUUCAGUGCAAGUUUCAGUUCUUAAACGAUUUUUCGUAAGCUUAAGCAUUAUCUUAUUUAUGUGUAUAGAGUAUGAAAAGUUUUCUAUAUUUUGUAAUAAUAAAAAUUUGCGUUUAUAAUGAACUC